GGGGCCAGAGCCGAGGCACCGCCUCCAGCGCGUUUCCAUGGCGACCGCAGCCUCGGUCUCGCCGGCAGCCCCUGCCCCGCCCGGCUGCGAAGCGUCUGGAACCGCAUCCUCCGCAUCCACAUCCGCAGCGUCGUCCUCCCCGACCCGUCCUGCAGCAGCUGCCGGCGGAGCCGCCUGAUAAGGACCACUGUCCACCAUGGUGAAGCUGGGCUGCAGCUUCUCUGGGAAGCCAGGUAAAGACCCUGGGGACCAGGAUGCGGCCGCCAUGGACAGUGUGCCUCUGAUCAGCCCCUUGGACGUCAGCCAGCUCCAGCCGCCGCUUCCUGAGCAGGUGGUCAUCAAGACGCAGACAGAAUACCAGCUGUCCUCCUCGGACCAGCCGAAGAAGUUCCCUGACCUGGAGGGCCAGAAGCCAAACUGCAGCCACGUAGAGGAAGGGCGCAGGCUGCCCACGGGGCGGAUGAUUGCCUUCACCAUGGCGCUGAUGGGCUGCGUGCUGAUCCUGUACAAGGCCAUCUGGUACGACCAGUUCAGCUGCCCCAACGGCUUCCUGACUCGGCACAAGCUGUGCGCGCCGCUGACCCUGGAGAUGUACUACGCCGAGAUGGACCCGGAGCGCCACCGCAGCGUCCUGGCGGCCAUCGGGGCCUACCCGCUCAGCCGCAAGCACGGCACCGAGCCGCCGGCGCCCUGGGGGGACGGCCGCCGCGCCAACAGGGAGGAGCGCAAGGGGCCCACCCAAGCUGGGGCGGCGGCGGCCACCGAAACCCCCGGGAAGCCGUCGGCGGAGGCGGAGAAGGAGGCGGCGCAGAAGGCGGCGGGGAGCGCGGCGACCCCGCCCGCGCAGUGAGGGUCCCCCGCCCGCAGCCCAGCCCGGGCGCCCCCCGGCAGCUCCAGUGACCAGCGCGCCGCCCCCGCUCUCCGCGUGUUCGUGUCUCGCCCCAGGCGCCCUCGCUGCAGCCCCGCCCCCUUGGGUCUCUGUCGCUUUUCUCUAAGUAAAGAUUUCGCGUC
Cebus imitator (Panamanian white-faced capuchin) is the source of this 1011-nucleotide messenger RNA. RefSeq names its product calcyon neuron specific vesicular protein (gene CALY). Gene Ontology annotation, biological process: G protein-coupled dopamine receptor signaling pathway; endosomal transport; clathrin coat assembly. The record is from RefSeq and is a predicted model, not a curated record. The transcript is spliced from 6 exons. Gene Ontology annotation, cellular component: membrane; endosome. Lineage: Eukaryota; Metazoa; Chordata; Mammalia; Primates; Cebidae. Gene Ontology annotation, molecular function: clathrin light chain binding. The coding region runs from base 197 to 850 and encodes 217 amino acids.